AUUUACCCUUGAGCAUUUUCUGUAACAAAAGAAAGGGAAAAGCCCACAGCUUCCCUGCGAAGCCGCCAUGGAAGAAGCAUUGAACUUCCUGCAAUGGGCAGCUGAUUUAGGAAUCUCAGACACUCCUUUAACUUCAACCCCUCAAUCAGAUUCAUGUUUGGGACACUCCCUCUUUGUCUCUACUUUCCCUGAUGCCGGAGGGAGAGGUUUAGCAACAGCUCGUGAUAUUAGGAAAGGGGAAUUGAUUCUUAAAGUUCCAAACGGAGCGUUAAUGACUAGUCAAAACCUUAUGAUUAACGAUGAGGUGCUGUCAAUUUCUGUCAAGAAGCACCCUUAUCUCUCCUCUACUCAGAUAUUGGUUGUUGCACUAUUAAAUGAAGUGAACAAGGGAAAGAGUUCUCCGUGGUGGCCCUAUCUAAAACAGUUCCCACGCAGCUAUGACACACUUGCAGAUUUUGACAAAUUCGAGAUACAAGCAUUGCAAAUUGAUGAUGCCAUCUGGGCUGCACAAAAGGCUUCUCUGAAGGCUGAAGCAGAGUGGAAAGAAGCUAGUGUGCUUAUGCAUGACCUCAAGCUCAAACCACAGCUCCUGACUCUCAAGGCUUGGCUGUGGGCCUCUGGUUCUAUAUCCUCGCGCACCAUGCAUAUACCUUGGGAUGAAGCUGGAUGUUUAUGCCCUGUUGGAGAUUUCUUCAACUACGCAGCACCUGGAGAUGAAACAUCUAAUUCUGAAGAUCAGGUUGCUGGAAAAGCCUUUUAUUUGCAAGAAGACAGUAUGCUUAAAUCAGCAACUGAAUUGGCCACAGACCAUAGGCUAAUAGAUGCUGGAUAUGAGGAGGAUGUUUCUUCAUACUGUUUCUAUGCUAGAAGAAACUACCGGAAAGGGGAACAGGUUCUGGUAAGCUACGGUACCUACACAAAUUUGGAGCUUCUUCAACAUUAUGGAUUUCUUCUGACCGACAACCCAAAUGACAAGGCUUUUAUACCUUUAGAAUCAGAUAUGUAUUCUCUCUGUUCAUGGGAGAAUGAGUUACUCUAUGUUCAGCCAGAUGGGAAACCAUCCUUUGCGCUACUAUCAACAGUGCGAUUCUGGGCAGUCCCACAAAACAAGCGUAGGUCUUUUAUACACCUUGUUUAUUCAGGAAACCGACUUUCAGCACAUAAUGAAGUUGCUGCAAUGAGAUGGCUGGCAAAGAAAUGCAGAACAACAUUGUACAUACUUCCAACUACUGCUGAAGAAGACGGUAAGUUACUCGUCAUCCUUGAUAAAUUUCAGGAUAUCCAUCAAUUCGUGGAGAUUAAAGAGAUGCCACCACCACUUGCUAGUGAGCUUUGUGCUUUCAUGGAAAGCAAGGAUAUGCUUAGUGAAGGCAUUUAUGUCCCGUCAAGUGUAGCUAGAAGGUCAAUAGAGAGAUGGAAAUUAGCAAUUCAAUGGAGACUUCACUACAAAAAAAUACUUUGCAAUUGCAUUGCUCAUUGUACCGAGAUUAUUAAUUAUAUUAAUUCUUCAAAAGAUUCAGAAUACCAGGAAAUCUUCGUUAAGCCUGUGUAUUUAAAUCGAUUCCUUAUUAUUAUUAUUAUUAGUAUUAUUAUUAUUAUUUGAAACCUACUAGCUCCG
This is a messenger RNA of Nicotiana tabacum (common tobacco), 1618 nucleotides long. Its product is annotated as protein SET DOMAIN GROUP 40. NCBI's taxonomy places the organism in Eukaryota, Viridiplantae, Streptophyta, Magnoliopsida, Solanales, Solanaceae. Gene Ontology annotation, biological process: peptidyl-lysine monomethylation. The record is from RefSeq and is a predicted model, not a curated record. Gene Ontology annotation, molecular function: protein-lysine N-methyltransferase activity; protein binding.